This is a messenger RNA of Aegilops tauschii subsp. strangulata, 1161 nucleotides long. NCBI's taxonomy places the organism in Eukaryota, Viridiplantae, Streptophyta, Magnoliopsida, Poales, Poaceae. The record is from RefSeq and is a predicted model, not a curated record.
CGCAGGUACAGCCCGUCGCACGGGCGGCGGCUUUUUUUUGAUGAAAUGAUCCUAUCUUUUUUAACGAAGAGGUACUGAGCGAUCUCACCCGUUGUUGUAUUUAGAGGAUUAUAUCGAAGAAGAAGUGUUGUGAUUGGUUCGCAUAACCUUCUCACUUUCCUUUUGGCUCACUUGAUCCCCCUGAUCUAACCAAUACCGUUCAUAAGUUGCUUUUGGUGGGUUUGCUAAGGCAGUUUGCUGAUGUGGAUGAGGUCAAAGUGGUUUGUUGACUAAUGGGGCCAUGUUGUCAGGUGAGAGAACAGAAACAAAUGAGCAAGAAGCAAGCGACUGUAGAUGAGCAAGCUAGCAUCAGAUCCAUGGAGAAAGCCGCCCCGCAGGUUCCCAGGAGAGAUGCCAAGAAGCUUGUGAAGUGCCGAGGCUGCAGCUGCACGCCAAGAUGGUCGCGCCCGUGGAGCAGUCUACCGGCACGCCCAUCACCGAUUGAGCGGCCGGCGCCACCAGCAGCCAUGCUAAUCGUGCUGAGCCCGCAGGUGGUCGCGGCCGUCGCCUCCUGCAGCGCCUUUGCGCUGCCGCCCGCGCUAGAGCAGCCGGGGAGCAUCAUCAAGAGGCAGCACGCGAAGAAGCAGGCGGCGGCGCUCGAUGUGGCUGCCACGAGGCGCCCGGGAUGGUUCCGCUCUGUUCCGUCGCCAGUCGCCACCGCCCUUGUGCUUGACGCCGACGGCCUUGAAGUGCCUCUCCCGAAUCGUGCCAACAAGCUGGUCCUCCCCUUGGAACGAAUUGGCCCGAGACCAUCUCCUUCCUCGGCUCCGGCGAAGUCGCCGCGAACAUUUCUCCAAUUCCGGCAAUGAGAUGGCCGACAGAAACGAGCUUCCCGUCGAGCUCCACCUCCGGCCCCCACUCAGGAACAAUGCUGCCUCAGCUCUGGCCGUUGCGAGUAAGCGAGGCGUACAACAGUCAGUCUGCCUCGAAUCCCUGGAGAUGAUAGUGUCGUUGCCGGCCUCUGCCGGCCAUUCCCGCCGGUGAGAGCUCCCGAAGCCGCCCGACCUCAAAGCUCCUCCUGACGAUGUGGCCCCACUAGUCAACAAACUGCUUUGACCGCAUCCAUGUCAGCAAAACCACCAUGCUAACCCACCAAUGACGAUUUCCGAACGGGAUUGGUUA